Molecule: messenger RNA, 1948 nt
Organism: Arabidopsis arenosa
Lineage: Eukaryota; Viridiplantae; Streptophyta; Magnoliopsida; Brassicales; Brassicaceae
Source: the annotation of a GenBank genome assembly
CACUAAGAAAGAAGACACAAUGUCCUCACCAACCCAACAAAACCAAUCUCCCCAAAAGGUGAACGAGGAAGUCUUGUUGGAGAAUAAUCCCGAUGACAGAGUCCAUCUCGUCGAUAAAUCCGAACCGUUGGAGCUAGCCUUGAGUUUCUUAGGGGAAGAUGGAGAAAUCAUGGAAACCCCUGAGUUUCUAGGAGAUUUCAUGGGGGAGAAAUCUUCAAGUGCUUUAAGUAUGAACAACAAUGAAAUUGAUUGGAAAGAGUAUGCACCGAAGGCUGAAGAAUACAAAAGCGUUGUAGCAAAGGCCAUCGCCGAAGGAACAGGGCAUAUCAUCAAGGGAAUCUUCACUUGUAGCAAUUCUUACUCUAAGAAGAUUCACAAGGGAGGAACGAUUGCUGAAGAGGUUGAGGAAAGAAGUGGUGACAUAUCAGAAAUUGAUGGAGGUGGCAACAAUGAAACUAAGAAGGAGAAUAAACUCAACAAAAAUCUUCAAAGAGCGGAGAAGUUGUGGAAUAUGAGCGAGGCUAUAGGAAUGGCGGUCUUAGAAGGUGAAGAUAUGGUGAGUGGUUGGAUGGUAGCUCCGGUGGUUAAGUCGAGGUUAGGGAAGGCAUUGUUAUCCACUGCUCCAGGAGAGGUUAUCUUGGCAUCACUUGAUUCUUUUCAUAAUAUAAUUGGUGCUGCUGAAGCGGCAGAGAUACAAACUCAUUCUGCCACAUCCAUGGCUGCUACUAGACUUGUGACUCCAAUUUAUAGCCGGAGCUUUGCAAACCCUAAGCUUCUCUUCCCGCUCCGGCUUAAUGAGACUCCGUCCUCUCUCGCCGCGAAAAGGGUUUUUAUGGUUAGAGCCAAAGUCGACGGAGACGGAAAAACCGGGAAUUGGGUGAACCGGUUACCAAUUCCAGGACUCGGAGCCGAAAAUGUCUUCAGACUGAUUUCAAGCGCGACGGGAAGUCCUAUCGGACAAUUCAUAUCGUCUCCUGUGACAUUUCUCCAUUCGGUGGAUCCAAGAAUCAAAUUGGUAUGGCUAUUAACUCUAGUAGUUCUUCCAGCAAGAGCAAAUAUAGUUGUGCGUUUAGGACUUGUAGUAUGCACAGCUCUUUUGUCAAUCCUUGUUCUCCCAAGACAAGUAUGGAUGGAUCAAUUGGCGAGAGUGUCGCUUCUUUCGGGAAUUCUCUUCAUAACCUUGGGGCUAGGUUCAGAUGGUGCACCUCCAAUGCUUCAAUCAAGAACCCCACCAUCUUCAGUCACAAGCUUGCCUAAUCUUCCCAUGUCGUUAAGCGGUUAUUCGUACAUGUUACUGAAGCUUGGUCCUUUGCAAUUCACUAGGAAAGGUUUGUCUGUUGGAAGCACAGCCGCAUGCUUAACCUUUAUUAUCUUUCAAAGUGCUAGUAUUUGCCUUGCUACCACAACACCAGAGCAACUUGCACUAGCUCUACGUUGGUUCUUGUUCCCGUUGACAUAUAUUGGUGUUCCAGUCGGUGAAAUUAUCCUCACGCUAUUGCUUUCACUGAGAUUCAUUAAUUUGGUUUUCGAUGAGGUCCGAAGUGUUUCACUCGGAAUUGUAUCCCGAAGAGUAAACUGGCAGCAGCUUACUGUUCUGGAGACACUUGAUAUUUUCGCGUCAUUCAUACGCCGCAUUUUCAAGAAUAUAUUUCGCCAUGCCGAGCAAAUAUCACAGGCCAUGAUUGUUAGAGGCUUCAGAGGAGAGAGCAGUAGCCACAAGAUCUACUUCUUCUCUGGCUCAUCGAAUAAGUUUGCAGAUUUUGCGUCAGUCUUGUGUUUAAUCGGUGUCAUCUCAACCGCGCUCUUGUCUGAAUACUUUCUUGUCUAAUAUUAUUACUUGAUUGUUUCAAUCUAAUCUUUCUUUCACACAAUAAACAACUGGAACACUUUCUUUAUUUCUUGAUAUAAAGCAAACAAUUACAGGUAACAAUCAAGAGUUCAAGACUCA